This is a messenger RNA of Saccostrea echinata, 720 nucleotides long. Its product is annotated as thyroid transcription factor 1-associated protein 26-like. The coding region runs from base 21 to 521 and encodes 166 amino acids. NCBI's taxonomy places the organism in Eukaryota, Metazoa, Mollusca, Bivalvia, Ostreida, Ostreidae. The record is from RefSeq and is a predicted model, not a curated record. Gene Ontology annotation, cellular component: nucleus. The transcript is spliced from 4 exons.
GUACGAGUUAACAUUACAAAAUGAACAACGGGAAACAUGUUCAUGGAAAAUUUCAGAAGAAAGGAGAAAGAGGAUACAAAAACUUCAUUGGAAACAAAACAGAAGGCCAGGGCUUUGCUGAUAAAAGGAAGAGGAAAAUACAACAUGAAUAUCGGAAAUUACUAAAGAAAGAGAAAAAGUCCGAGGUAGAGAGCACAAAACAUGUCUCUGUUUUGGAUGAACUUUCAGAAGAGGAGGAGACGCCCCCAGAUGUAUCCAAACAAAAGUCUACUAAGAAGUCCAUUGGAACAUACUCAAAGGCACAUCAUGAAUACAAGCAGAGAAAGAAAGAGAAGGAGAGAAAAAAGCAGGAAGCAAAGAAGAAUAGAGAAGCUAUGGAUGCAGCAAUAGAAAAAUACAACAAAAAGAAACAGUCCAAUUACAAACUACUCUGUAAAAGAACAAGUAAAGGACAACCUGUAAUGAAACAUCAGAUAGACUACUUGUUAGAAAAAAUCAAGAAACAAAAAGCAAAAUCAUGAUUUGAAUUCGUAUUUGAGGAAUACUAGAGAGUGGAAUUUCAAGUGAUUUCAUCAGUACUUGGAAAGUGAUUUAAAUCGACAGCUUUCUGACAGUACUGUGAUAAAUGUGUAACUUGGUGUGUGUGAACUAGGGUUUGAUGUACAAGAAGGAAACUAGACUGUUUGUUGUUUUCUGUUAAAGAGAAUGAUGAACAUUUUA